Messenger RNA from Adineta ricciae, 456 nucleotides. The record is from the annotation of a GenBank genome assembly. Lineage: Eukaryota; Metazoa; Rotifera; Eurotatoria; Adinetida; Adinetidae.
AUGUGGAAAAAUUUUUAUACCAGACGAAACCAGAUUGACAUGUUUUAUCACUUUUUUUACCGUUUCAUUUUCAUUCUUAUUCUUCUCGAACUGUUCUGUUACACCUCAUAUGUAACAUCAUCAGAUCCCAGUCCAAAUGACGAAGAAUUAGCAUUACUACUCAACGAACGUCACGAUCCAUCGAAUAGCAAAGAAGCCAAUGAAUCGGAUUCUAGUAUUGAAAAAUCCAUGGCUAACGAACACAACGAAGCUUAUUAUCUACGAAUACUAUGCGCUUUGUACGGUAGCUGUAGUGCUGCUGCAUCUGCCGCCGAUGAUAUUGAAAAUCACAAACCAAUCGAGGAAUAUGAUGAAAAGAAGCACAAGCGUUUACUUUCUCGAUUAUUUCAUGGUUAUCCCAAAUUUGGCAAACGGGCAUUUACAUCGGCAUUUGCUGGAAUACCGAAAUUUGGUUAG